Messenger RNA from Cuscuta epithymum, 891 nucleotides. The record is from the annotation of a GenBank genome assembly. Lineage: Eukaryota; Viridiplantae; Streptophyta; Magnoliopsida; Solanales; Convolvulaceae.
CUUUGGUAGACGGUAGACCUUCCUAUCAUAAGCUUAAAAUUAUUAAAUAAAAAUACAAUCUUUAUAGUGCUAUUAAUAAAAAAAAUUGUUAGUUAAUUAGGCGUAAUGGCGCAUCUAUAUGAUGAGCGGGGCAAUCCAAUCCAGCUGACGGACGAGCACGGCAAUCCCGUCACCCUCACCGACGAGCACGGCCGCCCCAUGCACCUCACCGGCGUUGCCACCACCGUCGAUUCCCCCAGCGACCUGCUAGUUGCUGACACCACUGUUGGCGUCAUCACCACCUUUGGCCCAGCUGGGGAGGCGGUUACGUCUGAAACCGCCGUAGUACGAGAUCAUCAACACCCAGAAGUACUAUUGGAGCCACCUCCUCCUUAUCAACUGCAUCCGCAGCAACUGCCCCGCACCGGCAGUUCAAGCUCCAGCUCGUCAGGUGAAGAAGGGGAUGGACAAGGGGGGCGAAGAAGGAAAAAGAAAGGGCUGACGGAGAAGAUAAAGGAGAAGCUGUCCGGGAGUAAGCACAAAGAGGCGGCCGUAGAACCACCGCUCAACGGCAGCGCAACCUCAACCACUACUGAUAAGCACCACCAUCACAAUCAGCACGAUCACAAGAAGGGUAUGAUGGAGAAGAUCAAAGAGAAAUUACCCGGCACCACCCAUCACUAAUUAUCUUAGUUUCGAACCAUAUAUUUCAUUAAUUAAUAGGCACCAUCUUGUGAUGAUCUCAUCUUAUAUGCACAUUUCUAAAAUGUGCUCGUCCUUUUCCCUUUGUGUUUUGUUGUAGUUUUUUUUUUGUAUUUGCAUUGCAUGUCUAGCUGAUGCAUUUAUGUAUUUCGAUCUUAUGCACAAUAAUAAUUAAGGGCUCUCCAUCAUACAAGAAAGACAUAACCACCG